Laccaria bicolor S238N-H82 is the source of this 702-nucleotide messenger RNA. RefSeq lists its product as uncharacterized. The transcript is spliced from 3 exons. The record is from RefSeq and is a predicted model, not a curated record. Bases 7 to 687 code for a protein of 226 amino acids. NCBI's taxonomy places the organism in Eukaryota, Fungi, Basidiomycota, Agaricomycetes, Agaricales, Hydnangiaceae.
CUUUUCAUGGCCGAAAAACUCCUCUGUGAUUGUAAAAGAUACUGCGAUGGUGGUCGGCUAGUCUCAAGAAGCACAUACUACGACCACAAACCAUAUCGGCAUCAACUCGCAGUCAUUACCUCGGUGCACGAAGAUAGCGACAAGCGGCGCUGCAUCGAAGACAACACGUUGGCAGCAGACUCAUCUUCUGGAACUACGGAGAACCAUCGUGCCCCAACUCCGAGCUUGGGGCACCAUGACCACAUGUCAGCCCAGACAGCUGCGGACGUCUCAGGGAGUUCUCAUGAAAGAGUCAACACUGCUGGUGACGCGCCACAACAAGAUGAACCAAUGGCGCAGCGCGACGACUCUCCUCUCGACGAAUCGAUGAGCGGCUAUGAGAUCGACGCCGACGUUGUCCCACGUACUCAAGAACUUAAGAUUGCCCUCGACUUCAAUAGGUUCAUUGCGGGCGCUACGUUGGAAAAUGGUGAUUUGGGGGUGGAGGAGCUGGAGUCCCUGCUAAACCCAGCACGAGAUAUCCCCGAGAUUGAUAGUGACGACCUAUUGCUCUCGUUAAAACUAUUCUUGUCCACUACGAAUGCCUCAAACCAAGUUUACCAUGAUGUACGCAACGAUAUUAUGGAUGUACAUCCGAGGACAAAUUGUUAUCCCAUCAUGCCAUCAAGAAGAAGAUUGCGGCAAUGACGGGUAUAUCCCCCA